AUGGACGGUCAGCCUGCAACGGCUGAAUCUAAGCAUCAUUACCAGUCCCACCCCUGGUCGGGCACGUCUUCUACCUCGGCGACUCCAAGGAUAAAACCCACGUCACCGCAGGAAUCCUCGUCGAGUUACUUCAGCCCCCAGCUGGAGCUCCUCCCUAUCCUCUUCCCUCAGCAGAUCUACCAGGAUAAGCUCCUCCAGUACAACAAGCUCGUCUCGGCCGGCCGUGGCGGGGGAGGUAGUCUACAAACCCCGCCACUCCCUCCUGUGCUCUCCUCCCCGCAGCCGAAGCCCUCCACGCGUUCGCGGUCGUCUUCCAAGGUGUCGAACAAGGACAAUACCCAUACGAAACCGGCCUCGCAGAGCUGUCAUGGGAACAGAGCGGCCAAGCUAUCAGAAACCGCCGACCGCGCGCUUAUGAAAUCGGGGAAGGACCAGUCGUCCAAAAUGUCGGCCAAGAAGUCGUCCGAGCAGCCCGCGCAAGCUGCACAAGCUGUGCAACCUCCCAACCGGGAGGCGUCUGCCCGGUUACCACUCUCGUCCGGCCAGAGCGCACCUUUUGCUGCAGCCCAAUCAAGCUCGGUGCCGUCAACACCGCAUCAACAUCCUCGAAAAUUCUCGUUCGAGUCUCGCGAGCACUCACCAGGUGCCACGCAGAACCACUCGCCGCGCUCCGCCUACUCCGAGACGAACGGCAACGUGCCGUCUCUACGCCCACUUCCUCCAAGGCUUGGAGGUUGCCGCUUUGAGACGGCGGUACCCCAUUCGCGCCGCCGGAUGCCCUACAGUCUGGGGACAGACAAGCUCGAAAAGGUGGACCUGCUCAAAAUCAAGAGCAAGCUAUCAGAAGAGGAGGAGAGGAAGCUCGAAACCGAUAUGCGGGAGUUGUACGACAGGUUAUUACCGACUGAUGCGAUCGAGAUCAACCGGCGGAAGCUGGUUAGCAAACUGGAGCAACUGUUCAACAACGAGUGGCCUGGGCACGACAUCCAGGUACACCUGUUUGGCUCGUCUGGCAACCUAUUAUGUUCGGAUGAUUCUGAUGUCGACAUUUGCAUCACGACUCCCUGGCGGGAGCUGGAGAGCGUCUGCUUGAUUGCCGAUCUCCUUCAGCGACACGGCAUGGAGAAGGUUGUCUGCGUUUCCUCGGCAAAGGUGCCCAUCGUAAAGAUUUGGGACCCCGAGCUGAAGCUGGCGUGCGACAUGAACGUCAACAAUACGCUAGCUCUGGAGAACACCCGGAUGGUGCGGACGUAUGUUAGUAUUGACGACCGUGUGCGGCCUCUGGCCAUGAUCAUCAAGUACUGGACACGCAGGAGGAUCAUCAAUGAUGCAGCGUUUGGCGGGACUCUAAGCUCCUACACCUGGAUCUGCUUGAUUAUUGCAUUUCUACAGUUACGCGAGCCUCCGAUAUUGCCCGCCCUCCAUCAGCGUCAUAAUCUGAAACUGCUGAAGCAGGACGGAACGCGCAGCGAGUUUGCUGAUGACAUUCCCAAGCUGCGUGGUUUUGGCUCGAAGAACGAGGAGAGCUUGGCGUCUCUCCUCUUCCAAUUUUUCCGCUUCUAUGCCCACGAGUUUGACUACGACAAAUACGCCCUGUCAAUACGCACGGGAAAACUGUUGACCAAAACGGAAAAGAAGUGGCACAUUGGUUCAAACAACGCCCUCUGCGUCGAGGAGCCAUUUAACACAAUACGCAACCUUGGGAACACGGCUGACGACACGUCGUUUCGGGGGCUCCAUUUGGAGUUGCGGCGUGCCUUCGACAAAAUCGCCGAGGGCAAAUUUGACGAGUGCUGCGAGCAGUACGUGUUUCCCAAGGAAGAGGAGAGAAUAUGGCAGAAACCAGCGCCGGCGCCAAGACCGAUUCUCCUGAGGAGUGCCUCACAGCAGCAAGGAGCCCGCCUCCGUGGCGGGUACCGCAGCAGUCGGCAGUUCCACCGGAAUGGGAAUGCAGGUCGCCGGUCAUCGUCCAGUGUCGCUUACGAGACGAACCCUGCCUUCACGCAGACGAGCAUGCCUCCUACGGUGAAUCCCCAAGAUAUCCUCUGGUAUCAGACCCAGAGCCCUCAGCUUGGCGUGCCUCAGGAGCUUCUGACCACGUCGCUCAACGCGCUAGCGGCGCAGGAGACAAUGCAUCGGUUCCAGCUGUACACUCUCAGCCAGCAGCAGGUUCUCGCUCAUGCUCAGCGGUUACAGAACGGGUCGGUCACCGACAGGUCUCGGACCAACUCUUUCGACAACCCGCCAUUGACAGCCCCUGUUCGACCGGAUCUGAUGUAUGGUUUUGGUUUCCCAAUCCAACACGCCCCGUAUCUCCACCCUGGAUUCACCACUUAUCCUUCGUCUCCGGCAACGUCAGCUCCACAAUCCAACGGGCAGUCAGAAUUUCGAAGGAGGCUUCAUCGAAACACAGCAGCGAAUGACACUGACCAGUCGCCUGGCAGCGGUGCCCUUAGGUCGCAAUCCCAGCCAGCUUCGAGAACGCCGACGUCUGCUUCACAAUCGAUGGCCGCGUAUUCGACGUCCAGUCAGUCUUAUAACGGCGUGGUCUCAUCACUGGCGCGCCAGAUGAACGACAUGUCUAUGCCGGGGUUCACUCCGGACGAGACCGGUGAUUUGGGGUUUGAUGACGCGGCAACAAGGGUUUUGUCUGACUCACCACCCGAGGAUGACGGUCCGCGUUAUAUCGGCUACUAUGUGAACGACUACGCAAACCGAAGCCGGCCAGCGAACGGGCUCCCCAGCAAUGGCGGGGCACCCGUUGAACCAAGCCAGGCCAGCCGGGGAGGGGCACGCCGUCGGUUGUCGACUGAUCAACUGCCACAGUCUGUACUUGAUCGGAGAAUGAAGCGGACGUCGCGUUCGCCGUCGCCCUUGGGACAUACUAGGACUGUGUCCAUGGGCAUGAAUUCAGCCCCGCUCAUCUCGGCACCCUUCCCUCAAAGUAAUGGCAAGCUCCCUUCGAAACCUCUAAUCGUCAACGGAACCGCCUCUAAAGCGGCGCCAACCGUUGGCCCUUGCAACCCAACAGCCGGGGCCGAGCCGCUCGAUCUGAAUGACACCAAUCACGACAACCCUUUGCAUAUUCACCAGGGUAGGAGCCCCGACAACUCUUGGCCAGAACAGCAAGCCACCCCGUCACCCAGCAGUGCUGAACCGGUCACAACCCCCGCUCCGCAGCGGCCAGUGAUCGUGAACGGCUCAUCAACAAAUCGCUCUCCAUCUGCCAUGUCGAAUCUCCUAGAUGCAUCCUUUCAGCAGCGGGUUGCCUUGGGAGCUGGUCUUCACCUCCCUUACUCGGCGGUAGUGAGCGACUCGAGCGGCUUGGCAGGAUUCUCGAAAAUCCACAGCCGACAACAACUGGCGCCCCUGGAUCUUGCCACGGAGAACUAUGCGGUUCAACGGGAGUUGCCGCAUCUCUCGCCCGUUUACGAGCACCGGACACCAUCACCGACAGUUGCACGAAAGUUUGAACCGUCGCCUGUUGCUCAGUCGCAAGGGCCAGCAUCAACGAAGGAGCUUCGCCCCGAGCACUCUAAGCCCUCUCAGAGGGCAACGGCGAGCAGGCAAGUGAACGGUUCCUCGUCGGCAAGGCCGCAGCAGGACCCCCCCGCGACCCGCUCCCCCAUUCAGGAUCAGAGGAUCAACGGACUCGCGCGAGAAAACGGACAUGUGCGGGCCGCGAAGAGCCAGACGGAGAGUUUCGGCGGCUGGCAAAAGUCGAAGUCACGGAAAAAGGCCGCGGCGGAUUUGAAGCACGCUGCCGCCAACGGUUUCCCGCAGAGCGAGCAGCCGCCUAAGAAUGAUGCGGACCGCAAGGGUGGCUGA
This is a messenger RNA of Parathielavia appendiculata, 3828 nucleotides long. RefSeq lists its product as uncharacterized. Bases 1 to 3828 code for a protein of 1275 amino acids. The record is from RefSeq and is a predicted model, not a curated record. Gene Ontology annotation, molecular function: nucleotidyltransferase activity. NCBI's taxonomy places the organism in Eukaryota, Fungi, Ascomycota, Sordariomycetes, Sordariales, Chaetomiaceae. Gene Ontology annotation, biological process: RNA 3'-end processing. The transcript has 4 exons.